CUGUCAUCGUAGCGGAAUUUUCCCAGGAGGGUUAACAGGUACCACCUGAUGUAUUCGCUGGUAUUGAGAGUCGGCGCAUCGUCUGGGACCCCGGUGGCGACAUUGGGUUUAUUAUUCAAGAUCGAAAGCAAGCGCCGAUUCGAACCAAAAGGAUGUGUAGGCGGCUCGUGGUUCGGUUCGAUAGGAAUAUUACUCCUCCAGGCUAUAAAUUGAUCGGUUAUGGUGGAAUGAUUCCUCUACAACCACUUCGCAGGCGAGUAACAUCACAUCCCUCUCAUUCAACGAGGUUUCCAGGGCGCUCUCCCUUAAAGAUACGACGUUUUCGUAGCCGAAGACGUCGAUCUGCGAUGUGGGGUCCAAUCUUGCACCUCGGACA
Molecule: messenger RNA, 376 nt
Organism: Desarmillaria tabescens
Lineage: Eukaryota; Fungi; Basidiomycota; Agaricomycetes; Agaricales; Physalacriaceae
Exons: 3
Coding region: 49-213 (54 amino acids)
Source: RefSeq, a predicted model, not a curated record